Molecule: messenger RNA, 288 nt
Organism: Phytophthora sojae
Lineage: Eukaryota; Oomycota; Peronosporomycetes; Peronosporales; Peronosporaceae
Exons: 1
Source: RefSeq, a predicted model, not a curated record
ACAGCAGGACGGUGGCCAUGGAAGUCGGAAUCCGCUAAGGAGUGUGUAACAACUCACCUGCCGAAUGAACUAGCCCUGAAAAUGGAUGGCCCCACCUUGCAGUCCCAGCACCCUGGUUUAGGUGGCGACACCUCCUUCUUGAUCGAAGGAUACUUUGCAGUGCCGCCAGCACCUCCGGCACUCUUAGUCGAGCUCACUGGUUUUGAGUUCCCAGGUUUGUUGCCUGGUUUGCUGCUACGGUCCAGCGCUUUCUCCUUCUUGGACGUCGGGCUGACCUUCUGCUCCUGA